Messenger RNA from Anopheles arabiensis, 5472 nucleotides. It is a transcript of the gene Cul3, whose product is annotated as cullin-3. The coding region runs from base 385 to 2742 and encodes 785 amino acids. The transcript has 11 exons. Gene Ontology annotation, molecular function: ubiquitin protein ligase binding. Lineage: Eukaryota; Metazoa; Arthropoda; Insecta; Diptera; Culicidae. Gene Ontology annotation, biological process: protein ubiquitination; ubiquitin-dependent protein catabolic process. Gene Ontology annotation, cellular component: Cul3-RING ubiquitin ligase complex. The record is from RefSeq and is a predicted model, not a curated record.
CGCUUGAAGCAAACGUUGUGCUACUUUCGCAGCUGCUGCUAUUUGCUACUCCUUCUCGUUUGCGAGAGUGUCGCAUUCUUCAAGGACCAACACUACAGGUCCCACACGGUCGUUGUGAUUUGAAACUUUUGGAGGUUUACUUUUUUUACUCUCUCUCUCGAAACAGUUCGGAAAGUGUGUCUCUGCUUUAAAUGUGUUCGUGUUAAGGUGCUAAGGAAGCGCGAGAGGGACAGAGAGCGAAAAUUGCGCACGUGUUGGACGGACGGUUGGCCGAACGGGUCCCGGAAAACACCGCACGUAUGUGUGCCCGGUGGGUGCAAGGAAGGGUGCACUUCUCGUCCCAGAAGCACUGUCUGCUGCUGCUGUUGGCCGAUCGCAGACGGAAUGUUUCGGAUCCAAUGGAAGCGGAAAUUGAGCCGCGGCACUUCCCAGAUCGCUAUGAACUUUGUUAAGCGAAUUAUGACUAUGGAUGAGAAGUACGUGGAGUCGAUAUGGUCGCUGCUCAAGAACGCCAUCCAGGAGAUACAGAAAAAGAACAACUCGGGCCUUUCGUUUGAGGAGCUGUACAGAAAUGCGUACACGAUGGUGCUGCACAAGCACGGCGAACGGCUGUACAGCGGGCUGAAGGAGGUGGUGACGCAUCAUCUCGAGUCGAAGGUGCGCGAGGAGGUGCUGCGCAGCUUCAACUGCAACUUUCUGCAGACGCUGAACCAGUGCUGGAACGACCACCAGACCUCGAUGGUGAUGAUCCGCGACAUCCUGAUGUACAUGGAUCGCGUGUAUGUGCAGCAGAACGACGUGGACAACGUGUACAACCUUGGGCUGAACAUCUUCCGUGAUCAGGUGGUACGCUAUCCGCGCAUUCGGGAUCACAUGCGCGAGACGCUGCUGAACAUGGUGAUGUGCGAGCGGAAGGGCGAAGCGAUCGACCACAUCGCGAUCAAGAACGCGUGUCAGAUGCUGAUGGUGCUCGGCAUCAACCAGCGCUGGGUGUACGAGGAAGACUUCGAGCGGCCGUUCCUGACGCAGUCGGCCGCGUUCUACAAGCUCGAGUCGCAGAAGUUCCUCGCCGAGAACAGUGCGAGCGUGUACAUCCGGCGGGUGGAGGCCCGCAUCACGGAGGAGGCCGAGCGGGCCAAGCUAUACCUGGACGAGAGCACCGAGAGCCGCAUCGUGGAGGUGGUCGAGGACGAGCUGAUCAAGAAGCACAUGCGCACGAUCGUCGAGAUGGAGAACUCGGGCGUCGUGUACAUGCUGCAGAACACCAAGACGGAGGAUCUGGCCUGCAUGCACAAGCUGUUUUCGCGCGUGAGCGGCGGCCUCAAGACGAUCGCCGACUGUGUGUCGCAGAACCUGCGCUCGCUCGGCCGCGACCUGGUGAAGGAGGAGGAGAACGGCAGCACGAACCCGAUCACGUUCGUGCAGAACCUGCUGGAUUUGAAGGACCGGUCGGACCACUUCCUGUACCACUCGUUCAACAACGACAAGACGUUCAAGAACAUGAUAUCGUCCGACUUUGAGCACUUCCUGAAUCUGAACAGCAAAUCGCCCGAAUAUCUGUCGCUGUUCAUCGACGACAAGCUGAAGAAGGGCUGCAAGGGAAUGUCCGAGCAAGAGAUUGAAACCAUACUUGACAAAACGAUGGUAUUAUUUAGAUAUUUGCAAGAGAAGGACGUGUUCGAGCGAUACUACAAGGCGCAUCUGGCGAAGCGGCUGCUGCUGAACAAAUCCGUCAGCGACGAUUCCGAGAAGAAUAUGAUAUCAAAAUUAAAGACUGAAUGCGGUUGUCAAUUUACCUCAAAAUUGGAAGGAAUGUUUAAGGAUAUGUCUGUCUCGAACACGGUGAUGGAGGAGUUUAAAAAUCACAUCAACAACGAUAACUCGGCACUGGAGGGCGUUGAGCUGACGGUUCGAAUUCUCACCACCGGAUUUUGGCCAACGCAGUCCGUGACGCCUAACUGCAACAUCCCGGCAGCACCGCGGAAAGCCUUUGAAACGUUCAAGCGUUUCUACCUGGCCAAACAUUCGGGGCGUCAGCUGACACUGCAGCCACAGCUAGGAACGGUCUACAUGAAUGCCGAAUUCUACGGCGUAAAGGCGGAGAAGGAGAAAACGGAAGGCAACUGUAGCAGUACGGCCCCGUCUGCGGGAAGUAGUAGUGCGCCGACUGGUGGUGCGGCCUCCCUGGACGCCCCCAAACGACAUGUGCUUCAAUUAUCGACUUAUCAGAUGUGUGUACUGAUGCUGUUUAACAAUCGCGAACGAAUGACGUACGAAGACAUCCAGCAGGAGACGGACAUCCCUAGCAAAGAUCUGAUCCGCGCGCUGCAGUCACUGUCGAUGGGCAAACAGCAGCAGCGACUCCUGGUUCGAACACCGAAAACGUCCAAAGAAAUCGUUUCCACGGACGAGUUCUACGUUAACGAUGCGUUUGUGUCGAAAUUUCACAAAGUUAAAAUUCAAACUGUCGCAGCCAAGGGCGAAUCGGAACCGGAACGGAAGGAAACCCGAAGCAAAGUCGACGAAGAUCGUAAACAUGAGAUUGAAGCUGCUAUCGUGCGCAUCAUGAAAGCGCGAAAGAGAAUGCCUCACAACUUGCUCGUAUCGGAUGUGACGUCGCAGCUAAAGAGCCGUUUCCUACCGUCGCCGGUGAUUAUAAAGAAAAGAAUAGAGGGCCUGAUCGAGCGGGAAUAUCUUGCCCGCACGCCCGAGGAUAGAAAAAUCUAUGUAUAUCUAGCUUAAACAAACACAAAACAGGAGGCAAAUUAAAUCUUCGAAUACAACAGCGAGACAGCGAGCAAAAGAGUGUAUGUAUGCAUGUGUGCGGAGAUAGUUCAGCGCAUCAACGCCGCAGCAAAAGACAGUGGCUACAAACAAGUAGCGAAGCAGCAGCAACUAAACUAAAAAGCACGCGUUAACACGUUCGAUCAAAUCUUGCAUGUCCAGCACACAUGAAGGCGAUUGAUCGGUACCGAACGAUGCGAGGGAAAAAAGGGGGGAUGUUUUAUAGAACGCGUGCAGUAGAUUCGUUGCUGCCGUUCUCUAAGCAAACACACUCAUUUAGGAGACACUCUGUGUUGCAACUUGCCUCUUUAAGGGCGAAAGACAGAGCGGUGAGACAAACAGUUUGGUGGUAGGCUGCCUGCCGCGUACUUUUUCAUGAACCACAGACACCACAACACGAGGGAAAUUGAACAAUUAAUUCAUUUGUUUUCCAGCUAUGCAAAGGUUGCAAAGAGAUUAAAAAAGACACACGAUCGCACACACAAUCACACACACGAUCACAAAGGACACUCUCAUUUUUAUCAUUGUUGUGAGGAUGAAUGUGCAGAGUGUUGUUUGCAAGGAUGCAAAUUGGCUUGAAUUUGCAAUGAGAGUCCAGCAUGCAAGUAGCAGAAAGAGGACUCGAUAGGGAAGGGAAACUUUAAUCUUAACUCUAUUGCUUAACACCUCUUACACUCUACGAUCCAUCCCCGGAUCUUCUGCAUAUUUCGUUCGCUCAAUCUGUUCACACACUCACACACUGCUUUGUGUGGUGUUUGUUUGUUCUGCAAUGAUUCGCUUGUUCGAAUCUUAUAAAACAUUUACAAACAAUAAUCCAAAUUUCAGUGUGUGUGUGUUGUACCCGUCAGCUCGGAAAAUACGCAACCGUUUCAUGUUAUCAGGGCAAAAACUUUACAGUCAAAAAGUUGCUUACUGUUCUUUUUAGAGAAAGAGAGGGAGAGAGAUUGUGUGUUCGAAAGGGAAGCCGGGAAACGGUCGUGAUAGUUGUAAUACUUACACAAGCCCCCCCCCAUCCCUACGAAUAGCUAUUUAUGAACAAAUGUCUCGGUGUAUUCAGAAGCGCUCAUAUAAGAUUUUGUUUCUUUUUUAUUUUUUUAUUUCUGAAUAAGUAGUGAAUUUUGUUAUACUCGGGCCACUCUUUUGCAAAACAAUUAUUUUUUGGCUUGUUUUAAAAUGCACUCAUUCAUCCACUCAAACCCAUCGUGUCUGUGUGUAGAAAGGCUCUGUGGUGCAGUUUGUACAGUGCUUUAACAAUAUCCGUGUAGAGCUCGCACUCAGGCGCAGGCUCUGGAGUCAAAUUUGACACUAUAUUUACCGAAAACCGCGGCGCAGUCCGUGGCGUUAGACAGAUCACACUGCCUUUUAAUUUCGUUUUAAAAGGCUAAUCACACAAACAAACACACACACACACAUACAGUGUUCUUUUUGAGUAGUUUGGUUACAUCUUAUUCGAUAGCAGGCAACAGGAUAGACGUUGUUAGGAAAUGUUGGAGUUUUCCGUUUCCGUUAGUUUUGUUUGUUCAAAGAGGAGAUGUGUGAUGAAACGGAAAUAUCUGCUGCGAGGAAAAAAACGAAGGCUCGCACUCUAUCAAUCCGUGCGCAACUUUAUAGAAUUAGAAUUUAGAGCAAACAAAGGAAAACAAAAGCAUAACACAUUAUCAUUUAUCAACUCUAGUAAGAAGCGAUAUUGAUGGUGAGAAAAGUGGCAGGAAAAGAAGCGUGCGCAUUACAUUGCAUGAACCUACUACUACCGAUGAAAAGCCGGCGCGAGGAUCGAACUGCGGAUCUUAGGCAUAUAAGGAUCGCGGGGCGGGGCUAGAUCGCGGAUAAAAUUGCGUCUGCUUAUUGUAAAGAGUCUUAGAAUGUAAGAGCUAAAGCAGGUUUUUAAGAGAAGAGAAGAUCUUUUACGUGUUGAUAUUUCCUUACUUUUGUUUUGGGGAAUCAUGAAUUCCUUCUCCCAUAUGCCUCUCGCAAAGCCCUUGCUAUCGGGGUUUCUGUCCUCCAGCUUAUUCGGGGGAGAACAUAGCUAAUAAAGGGAGCGUGCACAUGUGCCCCAUACAUUUGCGAGCGCCACUUCUAUCCCUUCAGAAGCCAGGCACCAAGAACGAUAGAGAUUUGCAGUUUUUUUUUCGUUUUCUUCGCUUGGGGGAGUGUAAGCGACCGCAGAUAUCUAAUAUGAGCAAAAGCAGUUUUUUUUUCUAUUUUAAGUGAAUGUGAAAAUCUCCUCUCAAGCGGCAUUAUAACAAAAGAAAAAAAAAACACAAGAAAAGAAUGAUGCAUUAGUGUGGAAAAUUGCUAAACAAAAAAAUAAAACGCAUUGUAAUGUUACUGAUCGGAGGAAUAAAUUAACUAACUUAUUCUUAAGCCACAGCCACAGUAAUAGCGCGUGUGUGUGUACUCUGGCAGUAGUAGAAAGGGAAGUGUGGACGCUGGGAUAGAUAAGAUUUGGAGAUUUGAGAUGCGAUCAUCGUUAACAAUAGGGAUAUGAUGGAGGGUGGAAAAUCGCACUCACAGACACACGAAAAGAAGGACGAAUUGUUGUGUCGAUUGUCUUUGGAAGAUUGCCGAAGCUGGGGGGUAUAGAGACACACAAGAGAGACACCCCUUCCGAAGAGGCAGUGCCUGGUGUGGCACGGAAAGAUGGAAAAUGAUAAUAAAAAAAGUAACGGCUGAAAGGAAUGGUUUAAA